This is a messenger RNA of Cryptotermes secundus, 1392 nucleotides long. Its product is annotated as constitutive coactivator of peroxisome proliferator-activated receptor gamma. The transcript is spliced from 6 exons. Lineage: Eukaryota; Metazoa; Arthropoda; Insecta; Blattodea; Kalotermitidae. The record is from RefSeq and is a predicted model, not a curated record. The coding region runs from base 1 to 1392 and encodes 463 amino acids. Gene Ontology annotation, cellular component: nucleus.
AUGGGAGUUAGAGGUCUCCAGACAUACAUUGAGAACUAUUGUCCCGAUGCUUGCUAUGAAGUGAACAUUAAAGAUUUAAUCGACACGUACAGACGGGAGACUGGAAGACAACCAGUAAUUGUUGUGGAUGGUUCCUGCUGUAUACGUCAUCUUUACGGAUCCUUAGAAUGGAUACUUGGUGGCCAGCUGAAGGAGUUUGUAGAAAAAUUGCAGAACUUUGUAAAAGCAUUGGAGUCCGUGGGAGCAAAGCUCGUCUUCUUCUUUGAUGGGGCAACAAUUGAAAGGAAGAGACCAGUCUGGAUUCAGAGAAGAUUGAAGUCGCUACAGGAUGUAUAUAAAAUUUUUGACUCUCUCAAUAAAUGGAAGAAUUUGUCACUUGUUGAUCAGAGUCUCUUCCAGCUACCACCUGGACUGGCAACACGUUACAUCUUCAAGGAAAUGUGUAAUUGUGAGAUUUUCACAUCGAUACGCGAGUGUGAUGAAGAGAUAGCAGAAUAUGCACGUGACCAUCAGUCCUUUGCAAUUCUUGGCCAAGACACGGAUUACAUUAUUUACGAAGGAGCCCAGUACUAUUUAUCCAUGUUGAAACUGAACCUAUUAACUAUGACUACAUUGAACUACAAUCGCUGGGCCCUGGCAAGACGUCUGGCCAUACAUCCAAAUCAGUUGCCUGUUCUUGCUUCACUGACUGGCAAUGACAUAAUACCUGCUGCUGAUCUCAAGCAAUUUCACAUCAGAAUCUGUCAACGUGUAAGAAGCUACAACACAGACAGUAGGAUUCCUUACAACAUUCUCUUCAGCCAGGUUGCUAGAUUUGUGCAGACACUGCCAUGUGGCCAGGAUCUGUUUCACAUGUUGCCUGCAGUUGCCCACAAGGUUUUUCGAGAUGAACGGAGGGCAGCACAGCUGGAUGCCAGCAUUCGAAGCUACUACACUGAUCAACGACCACACCAGCAGGCUGGAGAGCCUAAAGACCACUGGAACAAGCUGAUGUCUUUGGCAAGAAGACGACAUGUUCACUGUGAAAAUCCACCUGAAGUAUGGUCUGUGAUGAGUGGGCUACUCUAUGAAUGUAGUACAGCGAUUGAAGACUUCAGGGAAAGUGAUCUGCCUCCAGCAGCUUUAGCCCUUCGUCCAUUAAGACAGCGUAUUUAUGGACUUCUUCUUCAUGAGAAACCUAGAAGAAGCCGUGAACCAAUUGUUAUAAGAGAAUGGUGCAUGCAUGGGGAGGACAGCCUUGUACAGCCAGCAUUGGUGCAACCAGUCGACAUUCAAGAUGAUUAUAGUCAUCGCCUGUCAUCAGAUGGGACAGUUUCAGAAAGUAUCCAUGAUGAGAAGAAUGGAAAGAAAAUUGAUACCAGUCUUAUCAGCAGUCCCUUUCAUGCCUCUUGA